This is a messenger RNA of Abrus precatorius (Indian licorice), 1685 nucleotides long. RefSeq names its product pentatricopeptide repeat-containing protein At3g22470, mitochondrial-like. The coding region runs from base 84 to 1685 and encodes 533 amino acids. The record is from RefSeq and is a predicted model, not a curated record. The transcript has a single exon. Lineage: Eukaryota; Viridiplantae; Streptophyta; Magnoliopsida; Fabales; Fabaceae. Gene Ontology annotation, molecular function: protein binding.
UUUUUCACGAUUUGAACAGAAGCAUUGAAUGGAAGCAUCGAAGAUAGACAAACUUCUUCAGCACUGGAAAGAAGAAGGUUGCCAUGUCGUACACAGCUACGACAACAAGGUUAAGGUUUAGGUAUGCCAUCCCCAAGUUUAGCAUCUUUAUGAGACUCUUUUCUCAUUCCCCACCACAACAUGCAAAACGAAUAUCUGGGUUUGAUGCCAUUGAUGAUGCUGUGGCCUUAUUCACUCGCUUCAUUACUAUGCAUCCUCUUCCAUCUGUUGUAGAAUUUAACAUGAUUUUAGGGUCAAUUGUGAAAAUGAAGCAUUACCCAAUUGCUAUCUCUUUUUCUAAACAAAUGGGGUUAAGAGGAAUCACUCCUUCCCUAGUCACUUUGAGUAUAUUGAUCAAUUGUUAUUGCCACUUGGGUCACAUGGGUUUUGCUUUUUCUGUGUUUGGCAUGGUUCUGAAGAAGGGUUUUCAACCCAAUACUAUAACCCUGACCACGCUCAUUAAAGGGCUUUGUAUCAAUGGUGAGGUUUGGAAAGCAAUGGACUUUCAUGACAGUGUGGCGGCACAAGGGUUUGUGGAUGAAAUUAGUUAUGGGACCUUGAUCAAUGGAGUAUGUAAAAUGGGGCAUACAAGAGAUGCCUUUGUUUUGCUGCAAAAGAUGGAAGGGAAAGUGGUUAAGUGUAAUGUGGUAAUCUACAACAUGAUCAUUGAUGGCUUAUGCAAAGAUGGACUUGUUACAGAGGCACGUGAUUUAUGUUCUGAGAUUGUUGGAUUGGGAAUAGCUCCUGAUAUUUUUACUUACACUUGUUUGAUUCGUGGUUUUUGUAGUUUGGGACAGUGGGGAGAAGUUACUCGGUUGCUUUCUGAAAUGGUUGAUAAAAAUAUCAACCCAAAUGUUUAUACGUACAAUAUAUUAAUUGAUGCAUUGUGUAAAAAAGGAAUGCUCUUAGAAGCUAAAGAUAUGUGUAAUAUGAUGAUUGAAAGAGGUCAGAGACCAGAUGUAGUUACCUUCAACACUUUGAUGAGUGGAUAUUGUUUAUACAAUAAUGUGGAUGAGGCAAGAGAAUUAUUUGAUACAUCUGCUGUGUGGGGUAUUGUGCCUGAUGUAUGGAGUUAUAACAUCUUGAUUGUUGGGCAUUUCAAGAGUAAAAGGAUUGAUGAAGCUUUGAGCCUCUUCAAAAAAAUGCGUUACACAGAUUUGGUUCCUAAUAUCAUAACUUACAGCUCUCUUAUUGAUGGUUUGUGCAAAUCAAGGAGAAUAUCUCAUGCAUGGGAACUUUUUAAUUCAAUUCAUGCUGGUGGUCCAUUCCCUAAUGUUAUCACUUACAAUAUCAUGUUAGAUGCUUUUUGCAAAAUCCAACAUAUUGAUAAGGCAAUUGAAUUAUUUAAUCUAAUGCUUGAAAGGGGAUUGACUCCAAAUGUUUCAAGCUAUAACAUCUUGAUUAAUGGGUAUUGCAAGAGUGAGAGGAUUGAUGAAGCCAUGAACCUUUUUGAAGAAAUGCUUGGCAAAAAUUUGGUUCCUGAUUCUAUAACUUAUAAUUCUCUCAUUGAUGGCUUGUGUAGAUGUGGGAGAAUCUCUCAUGCAUGGCAGCUUUUCAAUGUGAUGCAUAAAAGUGGACCACCUGUUAAUGUUAUAACUUACAAUACCUUGUUAGAUGCUUUUUGCAAAAUACAACACGCUGUCUAG